Messenger RNA from Neogale vison (American mink), 1394 nucleotides. It is a transcript of the gene UCN, whose product is annotated as urocortin. The transcript is spliced from 2 exons. Gene Ontology annotation, cellular component: extracellular region. Lineage: Eukaryota; Metazoa; Chordata; Mammalia; Carnivora; Mustelidae. Gene Ontology annotation, biological process: negative regulation of feeding behavior. The record is from RefSeq and is a predicted model, not a curated record. Gene Ontology annotation, molecular function: hormone activity. The coding region runs from base 862 to 1248 and encodes 128 amino acids.
AUCUUAACUGAAGGUCAAAGGUACAGUAAUACUGCUGCUGUGAUUCCCAGAAGAAAAACUAACUUAGCGAAAAUGCCGCUUGGGGGCAAACUCUGAAGCAGAUGGACCUGUCUUUUGUAGUCUGAAAGCACUGAGGCCAGAGGCUCUCUAAUGGUGCCUCAUUCAGUCUGGCCAGAAUUUGGACCACAGGGCUAGCAUAAGACCAAAUGCAUCCUGGCAGUGGGGGCUGCAUCUGGGGUCAGAGGUGGUACCAGAGCGGGAGCCAGGAGCUGCCUGUGCUCCUGAGUGCCUUAGUUUGCCAAACUGAUAGUGGGGACUAGGCACUAGGGACUAGGUUAGAGCAACGCAACCUUCUCCUAAUGCCUCUGGCCCCUUCUAGAGGCCAACAGCAGGGCGGGUGCCACCAACAGCCAUGAAGUCCAGCCUCUCUUUGUGCCACAGAAGACCAGGCACUUGACUGCUCUGAUCUGGGGACUGGCCCUAGUCCCUGCUGGCUGUUGUUAGCAGGUAAAAGGGCCUCGUGGCUCCCAGAGCAAGGUUAUGCCCCAGGGGCUUCUUGCUCUCUUAAGGCAGGGCCCACUUGCAGUGCUGACCCCUGGACCCAGAGUCUGGGGUUGUGAGGUGCACCCCUCCGGGUCUAGCGAGCGGGCAGACUUGAGGCUGCGGCUGUCAUUGCUUCUACAAUCAGUGCAUGUUUCUCGCUGACGUCAGUCGGAGCUGUCCUGGAGCUAUAUAAGGCUGGCGGCGGUCCCGGGACAGACCCCGGGUUCCCCGCGGUGCCCUCAGCCCACCCGAGGGACGGAGACUGGAGCCCCAUCCCGCAGCACGCAGACACUCUCCGGCAACCUGGUCGGCGGCACCAUGAAGCAGGGGGGACGCGCGGCGCUGCUGGUGGCGCUGCUACUCCUGGCACAGCUGCGCCCAGGGAGCAGCCAGUGGAGCCCGGAGGCGGAGGCGGCGGCGGCCGGAGUCCGGGACCCGAGUCUGCGCUGGAGCCCCGGGGCGCGAAACCAGGACGGCGGGGCCCGCGCGCUGCUCUUGCUGCUGGCGGAGCGCUUCCCGCGCCGCUCGGGGCAGGGCCGGUGGGGUUCCCGGACCGCGGGGGAGCGGCCGAGACGGGACGACCCUCCGCUGUCCAUUGAUCUCACCUUCCACCUGCUACGGACCCUGCUGGAGCUGGCGCGGACACAGAGCCAGCGGGAGCGCGCUGAGCAGAACCGCAUCAUAUUCGAGUCGGUGGGCAAGUGAUCGGCGGAGUCUGCAGCCACGAGAACCUCGACCCCUGUUCCCCACCCCCGGGCCGGGCGCGCGCGGCUGGAACGGACCCAGUCCCGCGGGCUAAAGCGGCCCAGGGAUGCCCGGAGCACUCCGUGCGUCACCAAUUUUUAAUAAAA